This is a messenger RNA of Ostertagia ostertagi, 429 nucleotides long. NCBI's taxonomy places the organism in Eukaryota, Metazoa, Nematoda, Chromadorea, Rhabditida, Trichostrongylidae. The record is from the annotation of a GenBank genome assembly.
AUGAUAGUGUCUCGCCACACUCACAAGCGAUCGUCUUCUCAGUGGGUUCCACCGUCUGCACCGCUGCACAACCCUAUCACGAUCCUUCGGAGUCGCCACAGCCGAGAGAAAGGAUCCCGUAUGAUUCAGCCGAAUCAUAUGUUUGAUGAACCUCGCUACGACCUCGGCAACUUCCAGAAGUUCACUGACAACGCGAUCACAACAACCAAAUACAGCUUGCUCACAUUUAUAUGCAUAUCAAAUAUCUUCCCAUCUAAAGAUCGUCAGAUGUUUCGAAAAAUGUACUGGAAGCACAUUCUGGUCGGCGAUUUUGUUCACAUCUCCAACGAGCAAGACAUACCUGCCGAUGUGCUGUUCUUGAGGUUUGAGAAGUUUUCAAAAGUCGUUUAUCACAGCGCCAGUCAAAUUGAAGGUUGCGGUAGUCAAUAG